This is a messenger RNA of Zalophus californianus (California sea lion), 6401 nucleotides long. RefSeq names its product teashirt zinc finger homeobox 2 (gene TSHZ2). The transcript has 4 exons. Gene Ontology annotation, biological process: regulation of transcription by RNA polymerase II. Gene Ontology annotation, molecular function: DNA binding; DNA-binding transcription factor activity, RNA polymerase II-specific. The coding region runs from base 1675 to 4416 and encodes 913 amino acids. Gene Ontology annotation, cellular component: nucleus. Lineage: Eukaryota; Metazoa; Chordata; Mammalia; Carnivora; Otariidae. The record is from RefSeq and is a predicted model, not a curated record.
GAGGAGGAGUUUGUUAAUGUUCAGUUUGUUCAGCGGGAUCGAUGUUUGCUGGCAUCGCCUCGCCCUGUCUUGUGUGUGUGAGUGUGUGAGUGUGCGUGCGUGUGUGUGUGUGUGCGCGCGUAUGUGGGGGGUGUGAGUGUGUGCGAGAGGAAGCGCGAGUGCGUGCGUGCGUGUGAGUGUGUGUCUGUGUGUGUGUCUGUGUGUGUGUGUGAGUGUGAGUGUGUGUGAGUGAGUGAAUUCCAGAUUUUCUGUCUUUCCCAAACCCGCUCCUGUCCUCUCGCAUAUCACUCACAGACGGGGAUCUGACAGCAGCCACAAACCUACAGUGAGUGAUCUCUCUCCCCCGGCGCGAAUCCGCCAUAGAGACCGGCGAGGAGGAGGCGGUGGAGGAGGAGGAGGAGGAGGAGGAGGAGGAGGAGGAGGAAGAGCAGGAGGAGGUGGAGGAGGAGGGAAAGAGGAGAAGGAAGAAGAAGAAAAAGAAGAAGAAACCACUACCUUCCCAGGAUUGCCUUUUUUCCCCCUUAUCUUUACGCGCGCGUGUGCGUGUGGCGCGUGUGCGCCCCUCGUCCCUUCCAUCCGAACGCGGUCUUGGAUGUUUAAUAAAGAAAUCAAGUGUCUCAACAGUCACCAAAAAAAAAAAAAAAAAAAAAAAAAACCAAAAAACCAAAAAUUUCCAAAAAGCAAAAACAAAAAGAGAGAGAGAGAGAGGAAAAAAAAAUCCAAAACAAACAAACAAACAAGGCAGAACCAACCUCUACUUCAAACCAGCCGGCACAAGCCACCCGUGUCCGCCACCCAGAGAGGGGGGUCUCUGGCCCGUGGUGGAGGAGUUGCAGGGGGGAUCGCCAGGGGGACAGAGGCCGAGUGACGCCCUAGGAGCCACCGGGCAGGAGGCGGAGGAGACCCAGAGAGGCGAGAGAGCAGCGGGCCCCCGCGCGCGGCUCGGGGCUGGGGCGCCAGAAGUGGGACUGGAGCGAAGUAGAGCGAUGCCAAGGAGGAAACAGCAGGCACCCAAGCGGGCGGCAGGUCAGAGACUGUGCAAGGUGGCAUGAGAAAACUAGGUUGCCUACUUCCAGGGGAGCCUCCUUCAAAACAGGGAGGCUGCAAGAGAUGUGAAACUUCACUUGGUCUGAUGUUGGCAAACUCCAGUUUCUGCUGGUGUCACAAAGGUAGCAUGUUCCAAGAUCCUGAGAUGUUCCUUUCUUCACACAACAUGUAUGAAAUCGGCAUACGUUCUCCGGUUUUGGUGCGCCAUGAUUUGACUGGCAACACUUUUGUCCCCACUUUCUUGACCGGUAAUAACCAUAGCAUCAAAAACAUCUUAAAGUCAACUUACUGUCAUAACAAGGCUACGCCCAGGAGGAACAGCUGAAGGAACAGGAGGCCAUAAAAGAAGAAGAGGAGGAAGAGGAGGACGGGGGUUCAGUAGCUCAGCUUCAGGGCAGCAAUGACCCAGGGACAGAUGAGGAGCUAGAAACGGGCCCAGAGCAGAAGGGCUGCUUCAGCUACCAGAACUCUCCCGGAAGCCACUUGUCCAAUCAGGACGCGGAGAAUGAGUCUCUGCUGAGCGAUGCCAGUGACCAGGUCUCAGACGCCAAGAGCGUCUGCGGUCGGGAUGCCCCGGACCAGAAAGCCAGCGUGCACCCAAAGCUGCCCGGGGAAAGCCACAACUGCAUGGAUAAAAUGACCGCUGUCUACGCCAACAUCCUGUCGGAUUCCUACUGGUCGGGCCUGGGCCUCGGCUUCAAGCUGUCCAGCAGCGAGCGGCGGAAUUGUGACACCCGCAAUGGCAGCAGCAAGACUGAUUUCGACUGGCACCAAGACGCGCUGUCCAAAAGCCUCCAGCAGAACUUGCCUUCCCGAUCCGUGGGGAAGCCCAGCCUGUUCAGCUCGGUGCAGCUGUACCGGCAGAGCACCAAGAUGUGCGGGACCGUGUUCACCGGGGCCAGCAGGUUCCGCUGCCGACAGUGCAGCGCCGCCUACGACACCCUGGUCGAGCUGACCGUGCACAUGAACGAAACGGGCCACUACCAAGAUGACAACCACAAGAAGGACAAGCUGCGCCCCGCCAGCUACUCGAAGCCCCGGAAGAGGGCUUUCCAGGACAUGGACAAGGAGGACGCUCAGAAGGUUCUCAAGUGCAUGUUCUGUGGCGACUCCUUCGAUUCCCUCCAAGAUCUGAGCGUCCACAUGAUAAAAACAAAACAUUACCAAAAAGUGCCUUUGAAGGAGCCAGUCCCAACCAUUUCCUCGAAAAUGGUCGCUCCGGCCAAGAAACGCGUCUUCGACAUCAACCGACCGUGCUCCCCCGAUUCGACCACGGGCUCGCUGGCAGAUCCCUUCUCUUCCCAGAAGCCCGCCGGCCUGCCGCUGUCCUCCAACAACCGCUACGGCUACCAGAACGGCGCGAGCUACACCUGGCAGUUCGAGGCCUGCAAGUCCCAGAUCCUCAAGUGCAUGGAGUGCGGGAGCUCCCACGACACACUGCAGCAGCUCACCACCCACAUGAUGGUCACGGGCCACUUCCUCAAGGUCACCAGCUCAGCCUCCAAGAAGGGGAAGCAGCUGGUGUUGGACCCACUGGCCGUGGAGAAGAUGCAGUCGCUGUCAGACGCCCCGAGCAGUGACUCGCUGGCUCCCAAGCUGUCUGGGAACUCGGCUUCCGAUGGCGCGGCCUCUACCACCGAGCUGAAGAAAGAGGGCAGGAAGGAAAAACCGGAGGAGAGCAGCAAGGAUGAGAAAGGCAUGAAGCGGGAGGAGUAUGAGGACCCUCUGCAAAAGCCUUUAGACCCCACUAUAAAAUACCAGUAUCUAAGGGAGGAGGAUUUGGAGGACGGCUCCAAGGGCGGAGGGGACAUUUUGAAGUCAUUGGAAAACACCGUCACCACAGCCAUCAACAAGGCCCAGAACGGGGCUCCCAGCUGGAGCGCGUACCCCAGCAUCCACGCAGCCUACCAGCUGUCGGAGGGCACCAAGCCUGCUUUGCCCAUGGGAUCCCAGGUCCUGCAGAUUCGACCUAACCUCACCAACAAGCUGAGGCCAAUUGCACCCAAGUGGAAAGUGAUGCCGCUGGUCUCGGUGCCCGCCAACCUGGCCCCAUACACCCACGUGAAGAAGGAGCCCGACGACAAAGAGGAGGCCGCCAAGGAUUGCGGGAAAGAAAGCCCCCGGGAGGAGGCAUCGCCUUUCAGCCACAGUGAGGGGGACGCUUUCUCCAAAAGCGAAACCCCUUCCGAAUCCCAGAAGGCCGAGCCUUGCCUCCUGAAGGAGGAGGCCAGGCUGGCAGAGGAGGGAGGCGAGCCCGAGAAACGCGCGCCCCUGGAGCCCGCGCCCUCUCUCAGCAACGGGUGCGCCCUCCCCACGCGGGCGCCGGCCCUGCCGUGCAUCAACCCGCUCAGCGCCCUGCAGUCCGUCCUCAACAAUCAUCUGGGCAAGGCCACGGAACCCCUGCGCUCCCCUUCCUGCUCCAGCCCGAGCUCAAGCACAAUUUCGAGGUUCCACAAGUCCAAUCUCAGCGUCUUGGACAAGCCGGGCUUGAGUCCCGCCCCCACGCGGCCGGCCCCCGUGUCCAGGCGCUACCUGUUUGAGAGCAACGAUCAGCCCAUCGACCUGACCAAGUCCAAGAGCAAGAAAGCCGAGUCCUCGCAAGCACAGUCCUGCACGUCCCCGCCUCAGAAGCACGCUCUGUCUGACAUCGCUGACAUGGUCAAGGUCCUCCCCAAAGCCACCACGCCGAAGCCCGCCGUUUCCUCACGGGGCGCCCCCAUGAAGCUGGAAAUGGACGUCAGGCGCUUCGAGGAUGUCUCCAGCGAGGUCUCGACUUUGCAUAAAAGGAAAGGUAGGCAGUCCAACUGGAACCCUCAGCACCUCCUGAUCUUGCAGGCACAGUUCGCCUCAAGCCUCUUCCAGACGUCGGAGGGCAAGUACCUGCUGUCCGACCUGGGCCCUCAAGAGAGAAUGCAGAUCUCCAAGUUCACAGGGCUCUCGAUGACCACCAUCAGCCACUGGCUGGCAAACGUCAAGUACCAACUUAGGAAGACGGGCGGGACAAAGUUUCUGAAAAACAUGGACAAAGGACACCCUAUCUUUUAUUGCAGUGACUGUGCCUCCCAGUUUAGAACCCCUUCAACUUACAUCAGUCACUUAGAGUCCCACCUAGGUUUCCAAAUGAAGGACAUGACCCGCAUGGCCGUGGAACAGCAAAGCAAGGCGGAACAAGAGAUCUCCCGGGUGUCAUCGGCUCAGAGGUCUCCGGAAACAAUAGCUGGUGAAGAGGACACAGACUCUAAAUUCAAGUGUAAGUUGUGCUGUCGGACAUUUGUGAGCAAACAUGCAGUAAAACUCCACCUAAGCAAAACGCACAGCAAGUCACCCGAACACCAUUCACAGUUUGUAACAGACGUGGAUGAAGAAUAGCUCUGCAGGUAUGGGUUUGCUCCCAGGUGAUGGGACAGUAGCCUUGUGAGGAGCUUCUUGAUGGGAGAUGGGUCCAUUUAGAGGCAGCUCAUGUCUCUCAGUACCAAGAGGACAGUAGCCUGCUGGCAUAGGACUUAUUUGUAUGAGAGACUAGAACAUGAUAAGUCCUAACCAUCUCAAUGUCUCCCGGUGAGAGUUGGUGGAUAGAAUGAAAUGGGUUCAGAGAGAUGGAGUUCACAGAUUACCGCUUCGUGGUAUGUGACCCCCUUACUGACCCAGGGCCCAACUCUGAAGGUCCAGCCAAGGCUACGCCUCUUUUAAUUAAUACGUAUGGACUUCGUCACUGCCCCGGUUCACCCCUCACCUUCCCAUAGCGACGCUAAUGACUUAGAAAGUGAGUGAAGGGUGAGCAGCAGAACGAAGAGUGUAGAGUUUCUGGGGGCAGCCACUAUGCAGAGAUUUCUUAAUCAGCUCGUGAACUUUAUUAUUAUUACUUGUAAUUAAUGCUUUUUGCAGCUUCCUUUCGGGGCAAAUGCUACCUUCCCCUUCCGUUCCUCUCUUUCUUGCCUCCAGUAGGUUUGCUAGGAGAGAGCAUCUGCCCUGUAGUCAGAUGGCAGGAAAAUAUUCUCUGCAGAACAUUGAGGUGAAAAGAGAGGAAGCUUAUUUUCUUCUCUCGUCCUCUGGUUUGCUUUAGGAUAGGCUAAUAUCAGCGUUCACCUUUAACCAAGAUAAAUGCGCUGCAUGCCCUUGAGAGUUUACUUUGCCUAAAGAAACAGAUGACUUUCUGAACACCCAUCGUCAAUGGGCAUGAGGUCGGUCCCACUUCAGCUUCAAGAUCAUUUGCAUCAUGUAUCAGAGAAGUUCUGUGCCUUGUAUAGUCACUGGUGCCCAGACUCUCUAUGUCACCUCCAGGAAAGAGGACAGAGACCAGGGUCAAAUACCUUGGCAGGCUUUGCCACACCCGCCGCUUUCAAAUGUUUCCCAGACUGGGUCUUCACGCAAUCCUUUCAUCUCCUUUUUUUUUUUUUUUUUUUUUUUGUAUUUUGUCUGCUUCCUUCUCUCUCCUCCUCAGCAUGAUACCCCCUACGUGCUAGGGACCCCUAUACGUACCCAAGCUGUCCUCCACCUCAGGUCCCACCCGCAAUGGGGACCUGACCUGACUUAAAGCUUCAGCACUGGCAAGUCCAGUUAAUGCCAUGCUAGGUGACCGAUUCGGUCUUUUGGUUACUUCACAAUAAGAGUAUCAACAGUCAGUGACAACAUAGAAGCCCUCACCACCCCGUACUGUCAGAGCAUUUGUUCCUGAAUAGGAGACUUUCACAUCGAGGUCUGAGCAAUAGCUGAGCUCCAGGCGGAGGAAGGGUACUUAGGUGGUGUAGCUUUGGGCUCGCCUCGUGGUCAGGUAGGGAGAUUUGCCAAGUGUGAGGAUGGUCAAGAUGAAAUAAAGGGUGAAAAUCUGGGACCGUCCCCUUACUGAGAAGAUCUAAGAGCUUCCGAUGAAGGGGGCAUCCCAUACUAUAACUCUAAUGGUUCCGUGGGCCCAAAUGAAGACUGUUGUUUUGUUUGCAUGUUUUUAUCAUGAUAAUUAAAAUGUGUUACUAGCAGAUUCAUCUCUUGCUUUCCAAGCAUGAUUUGUUCAGCUCACACCAUUGAAAGAAAAGCCAAAACUCAUCUAUUGAAUCUAUAAGUGAGCUUGGGGCUUGGCAACAUUCUAUUUAUUUGCUAUAUAACAUUUUAUAUCUUAUGUAACUUGCUAUUAUACUUUUCUGGUCCUUGAAAAAAAAAAGGUGGAUAUAUACAGAAUACUCAGAGAGAAGAGAGAUGUUUCCAAUCCCAUAGUGGUAGGUCCAAACCAUGGUGAAGAGGACAAAUAGGUAAUGUUUAUUUGUGCUACAAUAAAGACCAAUUUUCCACCUGUUAGGUUUGUAAUCAUUCUUUGAAAAAAAAUAUCACUGCCAAAACAUUGCGAUACAUAAAUAGAACGA